UGCCGUUUUGUGUUGACUGAUUGAAAACUGUGAAUAUGAACGUGUUUACAGUGUGUGACAAGUCCGCUAUUUUUAGACGGUUUCUCCACUUGAAUGUGUUGAACUGUGUUACCGUAGAUCUACUGAUAUGUGACUGGCCUGGACGGCAUAAGCAGAGACCCAUUCGUUAAAUCACUUGCCUGGGCUAGAGGCUAUCCAAGGACUUGAUUCGGUGAGACUGUGUAACUGACAUGUGCCACUGACAUGUGCCACUGACAUGUGCCACUGACACAGAUGACAUGUAGCACAACCCCGGAUUGACAGUAUGUGUUACAGCAAAGAAACUGGAUUAACGUUUGGAUUGAAACAAUGGGAUUAGCGAGCGAAUUAUAACAAUGGGAUUAACAAAAGCCCGAGAUUGUGUCAGCCGUUGACUGAAGAUUCAGACAUGCGCAGUCCUCACAUCAAGCUCGCCGUCCACUUCCUGUUGUCGAUGACGUCCUUGACCUUUGUCCAGUUACCGGCGUCAGAUGGCACUCUCUACUGGUCACGUGACGAUUUAUUUACACUGAGGGGCAACUACACCUGGGGCUCCAGCAUCAACAAGACACGCUUCACUGAGCAGGAGAAGAAUUUGAUCCUACAGAUCAGUAACGCCUACAGGAGUAUGGUGUUUCCUAGAGCUGUUGGGAUGAAGGAGUUGAUUUGGGACAGCCAGUACGAAGACUACGCCUACAACCACACCCAGAAAUGUACCGGCGCCCACAGCUCUGGAACCAUCAACUACGUCACAACUUUCCCCAAGGUAUACACGACAACCUACAGGCUGAGGGGAGAAGUGCUCUACUAUAGAUACGACUCAGCCUACAGCAUCGAAGAAGCGUUUUACAUGUUCUGGGCGGAGGGAUUGAAGUACGACAUUUACACGGAUGGUUGCACCCACCCCCAAACAUGCGGGCACUACAGAGUGCUAAUGAACGAGGUAUCCUACAGAAUGGGAUGUGCUUUGAACUUGUGCAAAAAGUUCACAGAGAGCACCUACCCAACACCAACCACGUUCAUAAUGUGCAGCUAUGAUGGCCAGUACACCACUGACGUCAAACCCUACACUGUCGGACCUGCCGGCUCCAACUGUGAAAACAUGGGCUACUCGUUUCAAUACAUCAGGAACAAUCUCUGUAUCAGUCCCAACAUGAGGUUAUUUAAAACCGGCUACGACGGCAACACAACUGUGCUAGGAUUUGAUUACAACGACGUCGUUAUGGUGGAGGAGAUGAACCUCACCACACCAGCCCAGACUACACCACCAGCUACAGCAACAUCAGCAGUUCCAGAGUGUAACAAGACCAGUUACGGACGGGGAUGUCAGCAGACGUGCAGGUGUGAGGAGAGCCACACGGACAGGUGUCACGUGCUGGACGGCUCAUGCACGUGCAUGUCAGGCUGGACGGGAGAGUUCUGUCAGACGGACGUCAAUGAGUGCUCCAACACCAGCGUGUGCGUGGACGUACACGAGACGUGCGUCAACUACAACGGCUCGUUUGAGUGUAGAUGUGGAGAUGGGUACAGGAGAAGUAGCGGCCAGCGCUGUCUUAAAGAAACAGAACCUGAUGUAGUGCUGAUUAUUGGCCUGUGUGUGGGACUCGGUCUACUGUCUCUAGUGUUGGUGGCUGGUGGGGCGCUAGUCUGGCACUGUAGGACAUCCGGCAGGACACGUCGGUCCUUCCAACCGUCGCUUCCUCUGCAAACAUCGGGCACCAGACCAACAAAAGUCAUGCACGGCGGUGUAAAUAACAACAGUAAACCUAACCAUCAUCAGAACACAUAUGUUAACGUUAGUGGCUGAUGUGUAGACACAGUAACACAACUAAACCUAACCAGAACACAUGUGUUAACGUUAAUUGUUAACUUUUGAUGUGUACAUCUCGACAAUGUGUACUAGGGAUUUUGUCUAUUGAAAGAUUUAUAAAUGCUUCUUAAAACAAUUUAUCAUCUAUUAGUUUAAACAAGCUGAUUAAAUAUGUAAGCAGAUAAAGUACGUCAGCAGAUAAUAUACGUAUACCCAUAGUAACCAUUCACUUAAAAGACAAAAUUGUACUUGUACAGUUAAACUGAUAUGUCAUUUGGGUGUAUAUAUAGAGGUGUGUGAAUGUCAUUUGAAUGUUUUACAGGAAACAGACCUAAACACAAUAUUCUGUUUAUGAUGCAAACCAGCGAAUGGUUAACACAUUUUUAACAGUGUAAGGGGGACAAUUAUAACGACUAUUGAAGGUUAAACAUUAUCUGAAAUAUUGAUUGGAGGUUCUAGAUUAUCUGGAAUAUUGACUGGAUGUUAUAGAUUAUUUGAACUAUUUACUUGAAGUUAUAGAUUAUCUGGAAUAUCGAUUGGGGGUUAAAGAUUAUCUGGAAUACUGUGGCUGUCAAUCGUUUUGACAGUUGUUGUCAGUUUCAUAGUUUGGUAAGUUACCACAACUGAGUGGACUCAGGACUUCCUUCCCUGGAGUCUGUGACCGGAACUCAAGACAUUUGGGUUAGCAGUCGUGCGAAAUAAAUGCUUCUCUCUAUAGGCAACAAACAUUUUUACUGGCUGUAAACUUGUGUCAUUAGUUCUGUUAUAGUUACAGCAGUACAGAAUAAAACUAUAAACAUGUGUCAUUAAUUCUGUUAUAGUUACAGCAGUACAGAAUAAUGCUAUAAACUUGUGUCAUUAGUUAUGUUGUAGUUACAGCAGUACAAAAUAAAGCUGUAAACUUGUGUCAUUUGUUCUGUUGUAGUUACAGCAGUACAGAAUAAAACUAUAAACAUG
Physella acuta is the source of this 2785-nucleotide messenger RNA. RefSeq names its product cysteine-rich secretory protein LCCL domain-containing 2. The record is from RefSeq and is a predicted model, not a curated record. Lineage: Eukaryota; Metazoa; Mollusca; Gastropoda; Physidae. Gene Ontology annotation, molecular function: calcium ion binding.